AUGAGACUCUUGGAAACUGCCCACGGGUCACAGCCACUUGGGAACUUCGUCAUCUACGAAGGAGACAAUGCGCCAGACUUUGCUAUUCUCUCCCAUACGUGGGGAGCAGAGGAGGUUACAUUGCAAGAUGUGCACGAUGCCCAGAAGGACAUCACACUGAUGGCCGGAUACCCCAAGAUCACGGGAGCCUGCCGAUUUGCUCAAAGUCAGGGGUACGACUACAUCUGGAUCGAUACGUGCUGCAUCGACAAGACGAGCAGCGCCGAAUUGUCCGAGGCCAUCAACUCCAUGUUCAACUGGUACGAGCAGGCUAGUAUUUGCUACGUCUACCUCUCCGACUUGGACUACUCGAUAUACCAGCAGCCAGGUAUGACUGCUCCGUUGGAACUGGCGCUGCGCGAAUGCCGAUGGUUUACUCGUGGCUGGACGCUCCAGGAGCUCAUCGCCCCCGACAACGUCGACUUUUACGACAAGAACUGGCAUCUUGUUGGCUCCAAACUCGACGAGUCACUCGGUCCCGCGCUCGCAAACGUCACGGGAAUCAGUCUCGACAUCCUGAACAAGACUGUUCCCCUGGAGUCGUCGAGCGUCGCCGAGCGCAUGCACUGGGCCUCGUCGAGAGUCACGACCCGCAAGGAGGACCUGGCCUACAGCCUUAUGGGCAUCUUUGGCGUCAACAUGCCGCUGCUGUACGGCGAGGGGAUGAAGGCUUUUGCGCGGCUGCAGGAGGCCAUACUCCAGGAUACGGGAGACCAUUCCAUUUUCGCGUGGCACAGCAACUACGAGACGUCUACGCAGGAGGCGGCGUUUGACCAACAUAUCCUCAGCGGCCUGCUCGCUCCGUCGCCGGUUGAGUUUUCCCAGUUUCAGUACCUUCGCCCGUUGCCGGCGUUCGGGACGACGGGGCAGCAGCCGAUCCAGCUUACGAACCAGGGGAUUAGGAUUUCCAUGUACCUUGAGCCCGUGGACGAUGACCAAGGGGGUGAUGACGGCAGCGCGGCGGACGACUUUUACGCUGUUUUGGACUGCGCUAUCCAGGGCGAGAACGGGGAUCAGUGCCCGCGCAUCAUGCUGAGGAAGUUGUCGGGGAACCAGUACGCCCGGGUCCGGACGGGGAGUGUCUGCACGGUGAUCCCGGCGCCGGAUUCGACGAGGCCGGGGCGGGGAAGCUACAAGACUGUUUUCGUCAAACGGAGCCCGGCGUAUGUUUUACCGGAUAUUUCUAUCCUCAAGGCGGGUUGGAAGGCGGGUGGCGCCCGGGAGGCGUAUCGGGUUGUCGAUUCAUAUCCCACGGGGCCGUGGGUGCCGAGUUUGGGGAUUUUGAGGACGGGGAACCCGUAUUUUGAGCCGGUGCUUGCUGGGUUGCGGUUUGAGUCGCUGACGAACGCGCGGAUUCAAGUGGAUGUUGUUGUCGGGUGGAGGAGGGUGGAUGGGGAGUGGAAGGUGUGGUGUCAUGCUUGUGAGGCGCAGGCUGAUUUGGAGGUUGAUGUGCUGUGGGGGGAUACGCAGUUUGCCGUGUCUGGUGGGCUGGAUCAGUUUGUUGAGACGGAUGUGGAGGUCAAGGUCCAAGUCGAGGGAGAUGUUGCACGGAAUUGGAGGAGUAGAGGGUUCGCUCAGGUCAAGAGGCAUGAGGUUCCUGUGCGCGUGAGGUUGGUGGAGGUUGAUAGGCUUGGGAGGAAGGGGGUUAGGAUUGAGUGUUGUGCGCCGUUGCAGCCGCAUAUUCCUGGCUAUCAGAAGACGGGGCUCUUGCCGUGGGACGAAUAUGAUUAA
Molecule: messenger RNA, 1770 nt
Organism: Colletotrichum paranaense
Lineage: Eukaryota; Fungi; Ascomycota; Sordariomycetes; Glomerellales; Glomerellaceae
Exons: 1
Coding region: 1-1770 (589 amino acids)
Source: RefSeq, a predicted model, not a curated record